This is a messenger RNA of Fusarium coffeatum, 1878 nucleotides long. RefSeq lists its product as uncharacterized. NCBI's taxonomy places the organism in Eukaryota, Fungi, Ascomycota, Sordariomycetes, Hypocreales, Nectriaceae. The coding region runs from base 1 to 1878 and encodes 625 amino acids. The record is from RefSeq and is a predicted model, not a curated record. Gene Ontology annotation, biological process: carbohydrate metabolic process. The transcript has 7 exons. Gene Ontology annotation, molecular function: hydrolase activity, hydrolyzing O-glycosyl compounds.
AUGUUUUGGUUCAAGAUUGCUUCCCUCACGGGGCUUUGUUCCCGCGUCGCUGCGCAGACAAAGUACGAAGUCCAGAAACCUCCACUGGAUACAGACUGGACUUACAAAGUUGGCACUAAUCCAUGGCCGGAACAUCCGCGACCAUUACUCAAGCGCGACGCGUGGAAGAGCCUUAAUGGCAUUUGGACGUGGAAAGGUGAUGGGGACUUGAGCAGUCCUCCCGAAGAAGGGCCUCUAGAUCGUGAGGUUCUUGUUCCAGCUUGUAUCGAAAGCGCUUUGUCCGGACUGCAGAUCCUCGACGAGCGAGAAUUUUGGUAUCAGCGAUCCUUUGAAGUGCCAGACGAUUGGGAGGAUCAGACUGUUCUGCUCCAUUUUGAGGCUGUGGAUUACAACUCGACCGUAUUCGUGAACGGCGAAGAAAAGAUGAACCAUGUUGGUGGAUACGACAGGUUUACUAUUGACGUGACUGACGAUAUCAGGUUUGGCGAGUCAAAUGAACUACUCGUCUUUGUGAGUGAUCCAACAGACGAUGAGAUCAUUCCUAUCGGCAAGCAGACGCUGCGCCCUAGUCACAUCUUCUAUCGCUCAUGUUCUGGUAUCUGGCAACAAGUCUGGCUUGAAGCUGUUCCCAAAGAGAAUUACAUCACUGAGCUCGACAUAGCAGCCGGUUCAGAUGGCAAAGUUGCCGUCACAGUUCACACAUCAGAGCAAUCUGCCAAGCCGGUCUCAGUGACCAUCGCCGGCUCAGACGGCUCAAACAUCGCGUCACACAACGGAACAACAGAUGAGCAAUUCAGCUUCACCGCAAAAUCGCCAAAACUGUGGUGGCCCGAUUCCCCAACACUCUACAACCUCACUGUAACACUCGGUAGCGGAGACAAAGUCCACAGCUACACCGGUUUCCGCACCAUCUCAAAGGGUAAGGUUGAGAAUGUCACACGACCGUUACUCAACGGUGAGUUUGUGUUCCAGUUUGGUACGCUUGAUCAGGGAUACUGGCCAGAUGGCUUGUACACACCGCCGAACCGCGAGGCGAUGGUCUCUGAUCUGAGGUUGUUGAAGAAGUUUGGGUUUAACAUGGUGAGGAAACAUAUCAAAUAUGAGCCUCAUCUCUUCUAUCAAGCCUGUGACGAGCUCGGUCUUCUCGUUAUUCAAGACAUGCCGAGUCUCCCAGCUGGCGACCGGAAACCAAAUGAUGCGCAGCAAGCUGAGUUCAGGCGACAGUUUGAGAUUCUUGUCAAUCAGCACAAGAGCUAUCCUUCGAUCACGACUUGGGUCAUCUACAAUGAAGCAUGGGGUCAGCGAGAUGGUUCUCCGGAAGAGGACUUGACAGGGCUUCUCCGUAAGCUCGAUGACUCUCGGCUCAUCAACUCUGUCAGCGGGUGGGAUGACCAUGGAUAUGGCGAUUUCCAUGACAAUCACAACUAUGCUGCGCCUCAGUGCGGAACACCGUUCUACUCUCAACCCAAGACACCAUAUGACCCCGAGCGCAUCGGCAUCGCUGGUGAAUACGGUGGUAUCGGCCACAACGUCUCCAUCGAGCAUCUUUGGAACGUCAAACAAGCCAUAGACAGCAUCCCAGAAACAUACGAGAUCAACGAAGACCUCGACUCAUACAACUACCGAUCUGGAGUCUUAUUCCGCGACAUCCGCGAGCAAACUCAACGCUUUGCAUGCAGUGGCGCUGUUUAUACUCAGACCAGCGAUGUUGAAGGUGAGGUCAAUGGAUUGAUCACGUAUGACCGUCGCUUUGUAAGGCCGGAUGUUGAGAAGUGGCAGAGUGAGAUUGCGAGCGUGUACAAGGCUGCUGCUGAGAGGGGUGGGAAAGACUGGGAGGAUGAUGGAAAGGGAGAUUCCGGGUCUUUACUAGACCUUUAA